Pseudomassariella vexata is the source of this 480-nucleotide messenger RNA. RefSeq lists its product as uncharacterized. NCBI's taxonomy places the organism in Eukaryota, Fungi, Ascomycota, Sordariomycetes, Amphisphaeriales, Pseudomassariaceae. The transcript has 2 exons. The record is from RefSeq and is a predicted model, not a curated record. Bases 1 to 480 code for a protein of 159 amino acids.
AUGAACAGCUGGUUAUCCCGCCCGGCACCGGUGCUCGUGCCGAACGACACGGUGUUGCCCAUCCGGUAUUGGGUCGACACGGUGGUGCUGAAACCACGCGUCGUAUAUGCAUUGAGUAGAUACAAUGCCGCUCUAGACGCACAAAACCUGCACAGCAGCUUGGAAGGGCCUGUGGCACGCUGGAGCUGGAGGAAAUUUGGACCAGGAUGCCUUCAUCGCCGGCGCCGACUGCUGGCCGCGUGGUGGCACCGCCUGACCGUCUCGCCGCUCGUCCUCGCCGACUCCACCCGCACCAUCGGCAAGAGCACCAACACCAAGAGGCCGCACACCUCGAACUUGUUCAGUUUGGUUUACACGCUCGUGCCGGCGAGAUACAGGCUGGUGCGGCCUUUCAGCGGCACCGCAGAGAAAAUACGCCGCGCCAUCAUCAAGGAGAGGACGAAAGAACAAGUCGAGACUUGCUACGCCUAUCAGCGCUAG